AUGGGUGCCAUGCGGCACUUUCUGAGCUGGCUUAGCUGGAACAGGCAAACACCAGAUCCGUCUGCUGGAGCCUUGAAGAGGAGCGGAUCCGAGCUCUCAUUCCUCACUGCAAAUGACACCGAAGAGCAACAUGAAGAUGGUCAAGGAUUUGGUGGCCGAGCUCUGGUGUCAAAGGCCGGGGAAGAGAGUGACGACACUGUGCCUGAGAUCACGCCUCUCCCAUGGCGGUCCGUGAUCACGAUCGGACUUAGCAUGGGCAGCCAAGCAUUCCAGACCACCAUGCUUUUCCCAAUGCUCGUCUUCAUGGUAGAUGACUACGGCAUCGCAGGGGAAAACGAGGACCUGGUCGGACAAUACGCAGGCAUAUUGGCCUCGUGCUUCCCGUUCGCCCAGUUCAUGUCCUCCUAUUUGUGGGGCGUCACUUCGGACCGCAUCGGACGGCGCCCCGUCAUCGUCUUCGGCAACGUGGCGGCAGCGGCCGCGGCGCUUUUGCUCGGGUUCAGCCGACACUUUCUCUUGGCUUGUGUGGCCCGGUUGCUGGGGGGUCUCCUAAACGGGACGCUCGGGUCACUGCGCACGUCUCUAGGGGAGUUGUGCGACAGGGGGUCUCCUAAACGGGACGCUCGGAUUGCUGCGCACGUCUUUGGGGGAGCUGUGCGACAGGUCUUUGCGGAAGGCGACAGUACAAACCAGGCCAGUGGGUUUGCCAUCUUCCAGCUCGCCUGGGGCCUGGGUUCCAUCAUUGGCCCGGUCGUGGGCGGACUGUUCGCCCGCCCAUGCGACACGUGGAACCUGGGUGACACGUGUCCAACUCUCCUUCGUCGAUACCCAUACCUGCUCCCCUGCGCACUGGGCAGCGCGGUCUCCUUAUUCGCCAGCGCAAUGAGCGCUUACUUUUUAGAAGAAACGCUACACCGGAUUAAGCCAACCCCGCGCCGGUUAAGGAAGGCCGGUUAUGAACAGAUUGGCGAGGUCGAGCUGGAAGGAGUCUCUAAGGGUGCCGCGCAGGGAGAUCUGCUGGAGGGGUCGUCUAGAGGGAAGAAGCUGCAGCCGGAGGUUAUUCACAUGGGUCCGGAACACUCCCGCCACGGGGGUAGUGUGAACGGGGGAACGGCCUUUGCGCAGCUGAUGCAAAUGCGCGCGCAGUCUAUCACUGCUAAAGCGUCUCGAACGCCUUCUGUAACCUCCAAGGGAGCUCUGCCGCUGUCCAAGCAGCAGGAACCCUCUAGAGAUCCUCCGAACAUCACGGAGCCGUCUGCGGAAGCGCGAAGAACGUCUAGGUUUUCCCCAGAGCUUCUGGAGCCUAGCCAAACCACACCGGGCGCUUUUAUGCACGGAGCGUCUCUGGACGGUAUAAAACGGCGAGCGGAGCUGACAAAAGGCGAUGCAGAGGGGACGGUAGGUUUCAGUAGCGGGUCUGUUCAUGGGGCGUCUGCUUAUGGCAGCAUAACACGGAGGAUAUCAAGUGGCGACAGGCGGCAGUCAGGUCUCUCGAAAUCUCUUCCGACCUCUGAAGAACGGCCGAUGCAGUCUCUGACCGGGGAGCCACCUAAGCAAGUCGCCGGAUACCAGGUGCUCGGGAGGGCUGACGACGGCGACCAGGCUGACCGGGCGGGGGCUGCCCCGGGCGCCGGAAAGCGGGCGUGGUGGAAAGACCGGGACGUGUUGGUGGCUUGCGGGUCGUAUGGGAUGCUCGCGCUUGUGUUCAUCAUCUUGGACGAAUUUUUGCCCAUAUUCGCGGCGACACCAUUAGCCCUGGGGGGGCUCGGUCUUAGCUCGGAGGCCAUUGGGACGACCGUCAGCGUGGGGGGCGUCACGAUGUUCCUGUUCACCAUGUUCGUCUUUGCGCCGCUAAGCAAGCGGUUUGGGCCGAUAUUGUGUUACCGGUACGGCACGCUGGUCAUGGUCCCGAUCUGCCUCAUCUCGCCUGCCAUGUCACUGCUCGUCCGGGAAACGUUUGCGCGCUACCUCGGACUGAUGGCCAUUCUCGUUGUCCGAAACAUCGCCAGCACGACGGCCUUCACCGGCGUGCUGCUGAUCGUUUCCAACUCGUCGCCUCCGGAAGAUGCGGGCAAGGUGAACGGACUCGGCCAAACGACGGCCAGCUUUGCGCGCGCGCUGGGCCCCGCUUUCGGCGGCAGCCUCUGGUCCUUCUCCGAGACGCUACGAUUCCCGUACCACCAGUUUUUGGCGUUCGUGCUGACGGCAAUCUUCGCCAUGCUGACGUACGUCUCCAGCCUGGUUCUGUCAGAGCAGCUGAAUGUGCCUCGGGCGGAACGGAACCGGAAGCGAGCGGGGCAGAAGAUCGUGCGCUAG
Molecule: messenger RNA, 2316 nt
Organism: Klebsormidium nitens
Lineage: Eukaryota; Viridiplantae; Streptophyta; Klebsormidiophyceae; Klebsormidiales; Klebsormidiaceae
Source: the annotation of a GenBank genome assembly